UGUUACUCGCGACUCGUCGGUACAGAGAAAAAAGCCUCUAUCCAGGCUGUAAGCUGCUGUAAGUCGUAUACAUAUAUAUCUUCAUAUAGUUAUAUACACGCACCAACUUGAUAGACCAUCGCAGACGGCAAAAGAAAAUAUGUAAAAUACGCAGAAUCAUGGCGGCGGCUCACCUUGCGAAGCUGCGUUUUCGUUCGGUACUGCGAUUUUCCGACCGAGAGUCCAUACGCUGAAGCCUCGUUUCUCGGACUGCACUUAUCCCAAAGCGUUAUGAGUUAUUCUGGUGCAUCUGACGAUGAUGCUGGGGGGGAUGAGGAUCAGGAAUCUUCUUCUUCCUCCUUGUGUGACAUAGAUACGCUGAAAUCUUUUCGAGAGCAAUGGCAGAGAGAGCUGGAAAUAUCUCCCAAACAUGCUAUUCAUCCUCAAUUAAAGAAACUCCAGGAUGAAAAACUCAAAGAGAAGAAACCAGAAGAGGUCUCCUUAGAAACUAAGGCAAAGAACUUAUUUUUACAAGGUAUAGAGAACGAGCAGUCUGGAAAACUUUAUGAAGCUAUACAGUUCUAUCGCAGAGCAGUGCAGCUUGUACCAGAUGUAGAAUUUCGUCUUUAUGAGUCCACUAAACCUAAAAUACGUGAGAAGAUUGAUGCUGACGAGACGGUUUUGGAGAGACCUACUGGUGAUAAUGACAGGACUGAAUCAGAUGAUUUAAAUGUAGAUGAAAAUGAAUCUGAUAUCUUGGGCAAGCUGUCUAGAAUCAUUCAAAAAAACGGCUAUGUUUGUUUACCUCUACAUGAGCAAAGUACAACACACAUUUCAUCUCUGCCUAUGGAAAUAGUCUUAUAUAUUUUAAGAUGGGUUGUAUCAUCCGAAUUAGACAUUCGAAGUCUAGAAGUGAUUUCGCGAGUAUGCAGAGGUUUUUACGUUUGUGCCAGAGAUGCAGAAAUUUGGAGGAUGGCGUGCGUACGCGUUUGGGGUGUUAACUGCGGUAGAUUCGAACCAAAAUAUCAGUCAUGGCGAGACAUGUACAUGCAGCGUCCCAGAUUGCGUUAUAACGGAUGCUACGUUAGUAAGACAACUUAUAUAAGACAUGGUGAGAAUAGUUUUCAAGACCAAUUUUACAGGCCUUGGCAUCUUGUCGAAUACUUUAGAUACUUGAGAUUUUUCCCGGAAGGAAGAGUUCUUAUGCUCACGUCUACUGAUGAUGCACAGUCUUGUGUCAGUUCCUUGAAAAGUCGCAAUCCACGCAAUAAUACUGUCCUGAUUGGUCACUACAGGCUGCACGAUAAUUGCGUGAGUUUGGUUCUAAAGCGUCAGGAGACCAAAACCAGUUCAGCCACUUUCAGCAAUCGUCGACGAAAGCGUGGCGAACCUGUGCAUGAUAGCGGAGAACAAACUUUUCAUGUGGAAUUCGAAAUUCAAAAUUACCACAAACGUCCAAACUCACAGCUAUCGUGGUUGUGCUACAUCAUAUAUACAAAAUAUAUAGACGGACAAGAAGUUCCAACCAAACUAAGCCUUGGAGGUAGAUAUCCUCCUUUCCGUUUUAGUCGAGUCAAGAGUUAUACUCAGGAGAGCGAGUUUCCGUUGCAAUAAGUUUUUGUAAUUGUUUCAAAUAUUUGAAUAUCGUACAUAGAAUUGUACAUAAAACAAAUCGAUUCUAUAUAGGUAAAUGUAAAUAUUUUUAAACAAUUGUUUUCAUUUAUUAAUAUUAAAGUUGAACAGGUUUAUUUAUUUUUUUUUUUAAAUAUUGCAGAUGAUGUAGAUUUCAAAUAUACACUAUUAUUGAGGCUUUCAAUUGAAAAUAUUAAAAUCUAUGUAAACAUUGAAUGAUAAGCAAUUUAAACUCUUUGAAAAAGUUUUUUAAUUGUUAUUAUAUUUUAUUAGUACUUACCGAAAUCGGAGAUUUGAAGAAUAUAGAUAUUUUGUUAAAUGUUUUUCGAGAAAAGAAAUUAUACAAUUUUUGGAACGGUGUAUAGUUUAUUUAUCUAACAAUAAUAUAAUCUGCUUCGAAGCUUCAAUGUCAGUUUCGAAGUUGCUCUUCGUAUAUAUACUACAAUAAACGUAUUUUUGAUGCAA
Molecule: messenger RNA, 2076 nt
Organism: Nasonia vitripennis (jewel wasp)
Lineage: Eukaryota; Metazoa; Arthropoda; Insecta; Hymenoptera; Pteromalidae
Product: F-box only protein 9
Exons: 6
Coding region: 271-1593 (440 amino acids)
Biological process (GO): SCF-dependent proteasomal ubiquitin-dependent protein catabolic process
Cellular component (GO): SCF ubiquitin ligase complex
Molecular function (GO): protein binding
Source: RefSeq, a predicted model, not a curated record